AAUAAGUAAAAGAGAUUGGAAACCCUAAACCCUUUCUUCCUCUCCUUCUCACGUGCUCCACUUUCUUCUUCUUCUCCACGGUUCCUCUUCUUCUGUUUCAGCAUCUCAGUGACGCCGCCGCCGUCACAGCCACCGACGUCUUCUUUCUUUCGCUUGUUCCGCCGCAGCUUCUCUCCUAGCAGAGUGAGAUGGACGGACGGAUGAAGAAGCGCGACAAAGACAAAAAGCUUCGCGAGAGUAACACUGAACAUGCGGUUGAAAAGGGUAUUAUAGCCAUUGAAGCUGACAAAGAAAAGAAGCGGAAAAAGUCAUCAAAGAGGAGACUUCAACAAAUGCCUUUCAACGAGAAAGAUCUACUCAAUCUCAAGGCAAUAAAUGCUUUAGAAGCACAUAAUGGCUUAAGUGUGGUUCCAGCAGAUUCCGAUCAGUUUGAUGUGGAGGGAGAAGAUGCUGAAAAUCCCAAGAAGUCUGAUAAACUAAAGAAAGAUAGGAAAAAUAAAAAGAACCGCAAAUUGUCUAAGGAUUGUGAAAACUCAUUAGAAAAUGGAAGAGCAGCUAUGCAGCUGGAAGCUUGUCAGCCCUUUCAGGACGAUGGUGCAUUCUUGAAAGGCAAGGCCAAGAAAUCUUCCAAAAAGAAAAAAAAGGAUUCUAGUUCUCUAGAUGCCAUAAAGUCGACAGAAUCACAUGAUGAUGAUGAAAAUGAUGUCUAUCAAAUCUCUUCCGGAGAUGAUGACACUUCAAAGGGAAUGAAAAAAUGGAUUACAGAAUAUCACGAAAAUAGACCGGGCUUGAAUGUACUGCAACAACGUAUAGAUGAUUAUAUAACUGCACAUGAAGCACAGCUAGAACAGGAAAAGAAGGAAAGGGAAGCUCAAGCUGCUGAGGGGGGAUGGACAGUGGUUGUACAUCAGAAGGGGAGGAAGAAGACCACGGAUGCUGAAAGUGGGGUCACUGUUGGUUCGGUAGCGCAAAAUUCUGUAGGUGAUAAAAUGUCCAAAAAGAAGCGGAAGGAAGUUGGGUUGGAUUUCUAUCGAUUCCAAAGAAGAGAAGCACAGAGGAAUGAGGUUCUGAUGUUGCAAAGUAAAUUUGAGCUAGACAAGAAACGGAUACAACAAUUGAGAGCUGCUAGAAAGUUUCGCCCUUAUUGAAGUUUUGUCACCUACAAGGGGCAUGGCGGCCGGAGUUUUGACCUUUUUCUUUAUGGCACUUUAAUUAUAAACCAUUGCCAGUGAUUUCAGAUGGCUAAGAUGUGUAGGUGCCUGACAUGGUUAAAAUAUAAUUUUGGGCCUCUCUGUCUUGACUUUGUAACAAUUUAACAUCUAUAUCCAGUGAAAUGUAAUGGAUUAGGCCGGUUUAAUUUUUA
Molecule: messenger RNA, 1363 nt
Organism: Benincasa hispida (wax gourd)
Lineage: Eukaryota; Viridiplantae; Streptophyta; Magnoliopsida; Cucurbitales; Cucurbitaceae
Product: ribosomal RNA-processing 7 protein
Biological process (GO): rRNA processing; ribosomal small subunit assembly
Cellular component (GO): CURI complex; UTP-C complex
Source: RefSeq, a predicted model, not a curated record